UAUCUAUAAUUAAGGAGAUUGAAGAGACCAUUAUUAAUGAGACAUGUGAUACACCAUUGUCGUCGUCCAGUGGCCAAGUGACGAUAAUGGAAAGAUUACGUUGUGCUAAUUGCACCAUAGCUACUCAAAGAUUGAAGAGACAUAUAUUGACCGGACCGGAUUAUCAAGAAAUACUGUCUAUAAUAAGGCAGUGGCAUCCAAAUCGCUCGAUUCAAAUCACAGACCACAUAUGUGAUGAAUGUUGGGUAUCUAUUAAUAACGUCCUAUAUCAAAUGGGAGAUUUACAACCACCAGUGUUAGGACACCUAAAUGUAUGUGUUAAUUGUGGUCGAUCACUUAACAAGGUUCGCUCCCAUGCACUUCUAAGAAGAACUGACAGAGCUGUACGCAUAUACAAUGCUAUUGCAAAGUGGAUUCUACCAGAUCAGAUACAACCAGACAGUCAAAUCUGUCACCCUUGUUGGAUGCGAGCUAAGUAUGCUACCUCAUCAACAUCAGAAGCACCAUCUUCAGUAAUUUUUGAAGCGAAAGAUGACGAUGGAGCUCCUGUUUUGCCCCAGCCACUUCCUGAAGAAGUUCCAAGACCGGUGAAUCCAAGUACUUCUACAACUGGGGAAGAAUUUCUUGAUUCCAGUGACCUCUCAUCAGCUACUGAGGAUGAGAGGACUAAUGCUGAUGCUGGAACUUCUUUCUCUGUGGAUUUGGACCAGUCUCGUCAAUCGGAGGUCGAAAAGAACAAAGGAAAUGUUGCCUGCCCCAAAUGUGGCGCGGACUUUAAUGUGGAAAGCAGAGAACAGGAAAAUGUUAACGCAAUUGUGGCCCGCGUGUAUGCGUACUUUGCAAUUGAAAGCACGGGGCUGUCGAGUGCACAGCUCCGGCAGCGCACCGCUGCGUUGACUGGCGUCAGCGAGGCCGACGUUCAGCGCGCAUUGGACCAGAGCCCUCAGACGUUGCAGGAUACUGACGAACCACAAGGCAAACGACGAAGGAUAAAGGAAGAACCCGAUGAAGAGCCUGCAGUGUGUGUGAAACUAGAGUCAGAUGAAAAUAAAUCGGACGGGGAGAAGGACCCGCUAGCUCCGGACGUGGACAUGAAGCCUGAUGUUACAGAGACACACUCCACACAUCCGAGUCAUCUCAUGGUGAGCGAAGGUGAAAUCGUUCAUGCCGUGCUGGACGGGAUUCAUGAUAAGGGGGUUCAGGUGAAGCCGGAUGUGAACCUGAUGACCACCAAGACGGUGCAAACUCGGCCGGUGCGGGUCCGGAACAAGGCGGUGCAGGUUUGCGCCCCGCUCGAGACAGCCUUGGAAUUGGUCAAAGAAGAAACUGAGAAGAUGAUGUUCCGUGUCCACGAGUAUUUGUCCGAAGAGUUUGAUGUGAUAAAGAUGUUGUCUCAGAAGAGGAUGGCGGCGGCCCUGACAGAUGUGACGAGCCGUGCUGCUUGCGCUACCGGCGUCUCAGACAUGUUCAUGCACCGUCUAGUGCAGAAAUUCACCACGACGCCAUCUCAUCCUCCUCCGAACAAACGGAAACGCAAGAGCAAACGGAGUGACAGUUCUACGGAUGUGCAAAAUGCGAAGGCAGACCGUAGCAGUGCCCGGGUCACUGUACCGGCGGCAGAAGAUUGGAAGAUAAUGUCUCCGACAGCGGAUAUAGAUGACAGUAGCGGCGAGACAACGGACGAUGCGCUACAAGAGGAACCCCAUAUAACAAUUAAGGACGAACCGCUUACUGAGGAUUCUAAUAUUGAUCCACUGGAUAGCGACGAAAAGUUUCUCUCGGCAGCUGUAGACACAGCCCCCGUAUUGGAUGAUAAGCAUAACAGUACCUCUCUACAGACCAACGAGUAUAGCGAAGAUGUAAUGGAGAUAAAAUUAGAAUAUGAUUCGGCAGUAAAACUAGAUCACACUUAUCACAAGACCUAGGUCGCGUGGCCCGUGCAAUCAUCAUCAG
Messenger RNA from Spodoptera exigua (beet armyworm), 1953 nucleotides. NCBI's taxonomy places the organism in Eukaryota, Metazoa, Arthropoda, Insecta, Lepidoptera, Noctuidae. The record is from the annotation of a GenBank genome assembly.